This is a messenger RNA of Drosophila bipectinata, 826 nucleotides long. RefSeq lists its product as uncharacterized. The record is from RefSeq and is a predicted model, not a curated record. NCBI's taxonomy places the organism in Eukaryota, Metazoa, Arthropoda, Insecta, Diptera, Drosophilidae.
CUAAGUUCACCUCUCCCUGCACCAUUGGGCUAUCACCUUGGCUUUGGGACUUGGGUUAAAACCCAGCCGUUCAAAAAUAUUUCGUUGGCGUGACUUCAAAAUUUCCGACAACUCCUAACCGACGAUGACCUGUUUCCUCAGCCGAAUGCUGGGUGUGGGCAGGUGUGCCCGUCAAGCGCUCAACCGGUGGCUCUGUCAUCUGGACCACUGCUUGCUGGCGCUGGCCACGUUGGACCUGCUCUGUGUAGUGUGCCUGCUUCACUACCAGCUCGUGUGGCACGGUCGCGAUCUAUUUUAUUGGUGCGACGAGCUGGACCGGCGAUUCGUCGAGUACCUAUUGUCCGCGAUUGUCCUAAUGGGCUCUGUCAGUGUCCUGGGUUCCUGUGUAGACGCCGUCCUCUUUUCAGCCUUGAUCCGUCGCCAGAUGAGUCGCUACAACCUGCCGCGUCAGCACUUCGAGGAACGCUACCGAAGGUUCGUGUUCUUGCGUUUGGUGAAGCAGCUGGAACAAGCCCUCAAAGUGCAGGCGCAGCAGGAAACGAAAGAUAAGGAGCUAGAGCCCUUUGAACACCUGUCCAUGGCUCAGAAGCUAAUCAGAGAGGCGAUCGAUGAGUUUCGCACUUCGGUGCGGAUCCUCCUUUGGCCCAAUCGGUCGGACCUUCAAGCGGAGCCGUUCGUCCUCUUCCACAUCAGCGAUUCCCAACUAGUGGAACUCUCCGGUCUGGGUUACCGGCUGGGCGAUGUGGAGGGGCAGGAUGUUGUCAAUACGCGUCUCAGUAAUUUGCUAAAUCCACCGUGGUAUUAAAGUGUCCCAAGUCUGAAAAAU